This is a messenger RNA of Caenorhabditis elegans, 585 nucleotides long. It is a transcript of the gene F28B4.1, whose product is annotated as Ovule protein. The record is from RefSeq and is marked reviewed. The transcript is spliced from 3 exons. Lineage: Eukaryota; Metazoa; Nematoda; Chromadorea; Rhabditida; Rhabditidae. Bases 1 to 180 code for a protein of 59 amino acids.
AUGCGAUAUGUAUGUGAAACUCUUCAUUAUAUUUGGUUCGUCGCGUUCGUUUGGCUCUAUCUGUAUGAGGAAUUUGAUUGGAAGCAAGAAGAAAUUGUAGAUUUUCACAAAUACGUCGUUUCUCCCUUGUUCCUCGUUACCUUGUUACUGUCUUUUUUGUCACGACAUUGCCACGUCUGAAAUAUACUUCUAGUGAACGAAUGGUUCGCAAGGCUUACUGGACACUUUUCCUCAUCCUUUAUUUAAUCAUGUAAACAUAUUGCCAUUUUUUUGCGUUCAACUGGAUGCUAAACUGUAACUCACUCUUCUUUCAACGCACCUAAUAUUUUAAUUUCAGUGAUUAUUAAUUUGACCGGAUCUGUCGCAUCAUCUAGAUUGACGUACAUCAUUUUUAAACCCACAAUGAAAGUGGAGUUGUAUAGGAAAAGCUUUUAAACCAAACGAAUUUUCUAGAACUUGAUAUUAAUCAGUAAAUCACAAAUUUAUAAAAUCAUUUAAAACAUUCCUGUUUCAGGGGCUUGCAAACGGAUAAGUGGAUUACGUUAUCCUCGAAUGCACGUUUCAAUGCACUUAUCAGACAAAUCA